Spodoptera exigua (beet armyworm) is the source of this 2402-nucleotide messenger RNA. The record is from the annotation of a GenBank genome assembly. Lineage: Eukaryota; Metazoa; Arthropoda; Insecta; Lepidoptera; Noctuidae.
AAACAUUAUCUGUUAACACCUACAUAAUACUGUAUUAAAUAGUACGCAAAGGAAACAAAGUAUUAAAUAAGCAUAUAUAUAUUUUAUUAAUAAAGAGGUAUAAUAACACACGUGCAAAGAUAAAUGAACGCCAUUGUCAAAACGUCAAACAACAGAAAAGUUAGAAAACUGUCAAUCAAAAUCGCGAAACAGCUUCAUAACCUAGCAGCAGAGUAUAAUUUCACAACAGCUUUUAAAUAUUUCAAAGAUGUAUGAGAACGAGUAUAUUUAUUUCAAUUAAAUUCAUAUCCUUUUCAAUACUUGAUUCAAGAAAGAAGAAAAGUUACAUUUGUUGUGUACGUGCAAAAUUAUAAAAAAAUAAUUUAGUGAUGCUCAGAGCGAGAGCGGUAUCUGCAAUUUACAUCGAGAGUCAAGCACUCGAACUGUUCUCCGCGGCAAGAAAAGAUGUUUACAAAUUAUUCCGCUCCAGCUUGCUGUCCAGUCAGGCCUCUGCAUCACAGACAGUGUUAACUACAUCAAGGGGUGGUUCCGAGAAUGCCGUCACUCAAAAUAUCAGUGCCCCUGGCGGCAGCAGUCCGAGCGGGGGCGGCGGCGGCGGGCCGUCGAGCGGGGGCCCGGGCACCCAGCCGCCUCGACACUCGUGGAAGCUGGCCGCCACCGCGCUCACGCUGUCGGCGUCCCUUGGCGGGGUGUAUCUGUACCGGAAACUGAAUGAAGAGAAGAAGGACGCAGUUGACACAGAGCAGGCGCGCGCCCCCAGCGCGGCCAGCGGGGCGCCGGAGGAGCCCGAGCCCGUGCCCGGCUCGGGCUCCGCCUUCCCCGCGCACGUGCAGUACCUGCUGGUGGGCGCCGGCACGGCGUCGUUCGCCGCCAUGCGCGCCAUCCGCUCGGCGCGGCCCGACGCGCGCGUGUUGCUGGUCGGCGCCGAGCACGAGCUGCCCUACAUGCGGCCGCCGCUCAGCAAGGAGCUGUGGCGCGAGCCCGACCUGGCGGCGCGCGCCCCGCACCUGGACGCGCUGUCCUUCCGCCAGUGGAACGGCCGGCGCCGCGCCGUGGCCUACGAGCCCGCCGCCUUCUACGCCGACGUGGAGCAGCUGAAGCAGGCGGGCGGCGCCGCCGUGGCGCGCGGCUGGCGCGUCGUGCGCCUGGACGCCGCGCGACAUCUGGCCGAGCUGCGCGCGCCCGGCCGCGAGCCCGUCACGCUGCGCUACGACAAGUGCUUGCUGGCCACGGGGCUGCGCGCGCGCCGCUGCGACGCGCUGCGCGACGCGGCGGCGGCGGGGCGCGCGCUGGCGCUGCGCGGCGUGCGCGACGCGGCGCGGCUGGCGCGCGCGCUGGAGGAGCCGGCCGUGCGCCGCGUGGCCGUGCUGGGCGGCGGCUUCCUGGCCUGCGAGCUGAGCGCCGCGCUGGCCGAGCGUCUGGCGCCCGAGGGCCGCACCGUCACGCAGCUCUUCCGGGAGCCCGCGCCGCUCGCCGGGGUGCUGCCGCCCUACCUGGCGGCGGAGGCGGCGCGCCGACUGCGCGCGGCCGGCGUGGCGCUGCGCCCCGGCGCCGAGCUGCUGCGCGGGGAGCUGCGGGACGGUGGCGUGGCGCUGCGCCUGGCCACCGGGGACGACGUGGCGGCCGACCUGGUGGUGGAGUGCGUGGGUAGCGAGGUGGACGACGAGCUGGCCCGCGCCUCGGGGCUGGAGACGCACCCCGAGCUGGGCGGCCUGCUCGUCAACGCGGAGCUGCAGGCGCGGAGCGACGUGUACGCGGCGGGCGACGUGGCGUGCUUCUACGACGUCGUGCUCGGACGCCGCCGCGUGGAGCACCACGACCACGCCGUGGUGUCCGGCCGCCUCGCCGGCGAGAACAUGGCGGCGCUGGGCCCCGCCAAGCACUACACGCACCAGAGCAUGUUCUGGAGCGACCUCGGGCCACAGCUCGGCUACGAGGCUAUCGGCAUCAUCGACUCGCGGCUUCCCACAGUGGGCGUCUUCUCAGCGGAUGCCGUCACAGAAGAAACUAGCUCGGCGCAGCUAGCCGCCGCCGCCGGCGCGGCCGCCACCGAGGCGGGACCGGAGCCCGAUUUGGGGCCCAGCUCGGGGCCCAGCUCGGGGCCCAGCUCGGAGGCAGUGCAGUCUCCGGCGGAGUCGCGGCGCUACGAGCGCGGCGUGGUGUUCUACCUGCGCGAGCGCCGCGUGGUGGGCGUCCUGCUGUGGAACCUCUUCAACCGGAUGCACGUCGCGCGACAGGUUCUGGCGCAGGGUGAGUUCGACGACCUGUUCGAGGUGGCCAAGCUGUUCUCCCUGCACGAGGACGAGUAGAGGCACGACCUGCAAGCUGCGCACGCAUUUAUCUGUUAUAUUUGUAAAUAACUAAUAUAAAACAAUAAACUGAUCUAGUGACUAUUACUGUAC